This is a messenger RNA of Myxocyprinus asiaticus (Chinese sucker), 1894 nucleotides long. Its product is annotated as transcription factor Sp5-like. NCBI's taxonomy places the organism in Eukaryota, Metazoa, Chordata, Actinopteri, Cypriniformes, Catostomidae. Gene Ontology annotation, biological process: regulation of transcription by RNA polymerase II. The record is from RefSeq and is a predicted model, not a curated record. The coding region runs from base 126 to 1238 and encodes 370 amino acids. Gene Ontology annotation, molecular function: DNA-binding transcription factor activity, RNA polymerase II-specific; RNA polymerase II cis-regulatory region sequence-specific DNA binding. The transcript is spliced from 2 exons.
UCCCUCAGAUAGUGCGAGGACGCGACGGGACAACACUUUUCCAUGAGAAGACGUUAACUUACUAUUACGGAUCGCAUUUGGUUUGUUUAAAGUGGGAAGCUUGAGGAAACAGAGGAGCUGUUGCCAUGGCAGCUGUGGCUGUGCUGAGGAACAACACACUACAGGCAUUUCUUCAGGAUCGCACUCCAAACUCCUCACCAGAAAACAACAAACAUUCUCCAUUGGCACUUUUAGCGGCGACGUGUAACCGGAUCGGCCAUCAUCACAGAUCCACUCCCACAGACUUUAUUCAAGUUUCCUACGACACGACCCUCGGCUCGCCCUCGCGGAUUUUCCACCCGUGGAGUAACGAGGCAAAUCCCCAGUCCACACUUUCCAGCAAUUCCUCCUUCGGACUGUCCACGAAAUCUCACCUGCAAGGCUCCUUCACCUCCCACCAUGAGCUCCCACUAACCCCUCCGGCUGACCCCACAUAUCCUUAUGAUUUCUCUCCUGUCAAGAUGUUGCCAUGCUCCAUGCAAUCAUUACAAUCAACUUGCCCACCCACGUACGUUCCCGCUGUUACCUAUGCGGCACCAGCCCCUAUCCCACCUGCUAUGCCUAGUUUUGUGACGGGACAUUCGGGCCUGGUCCAUCAGCAGCAGAGACAGCUGUCUCCAAACCCGGGGGAGGAUAUACCGUGGUGGAGCCUUCAACAGGGCAACCACGUCACCCAUCCAUCAACACUCGCCCCCCAUCGCUUCCCCAUCCAAAGGGGUUUGGUCUUAGGACACACAGACUUUGCGCAGUAUCAGACACAAAUCGCGGCCCUUCUCCACACCAAAUCCCCUCUAGCCACUGCCCGUCGCUGCCGGAGAUGCCGGUGUCCCAACUGUCAAUCAUCGAGCUCCAGCGACGAGCCCGGUAAAAAGAAACAGCACAUCUGUCACAUCCCUGGAUGCGGGAAAGUUUAUGGCAAAACAUCGCACCUGAAGGCGCACCUUCGGUGGCACUCGGGCGAGAGACCCUUCGUGUGUAACUGGCUCUUCUGUGGGAAAAGUUUCACCAGAUCUGAUGAGUUACAGAGACAUCUGAGAACUCACACCGGGGAAAAGCGUUUUGUGUGUCCGGACUGUUGCAAGAGGUUUAUGAGGAGCGAUCAUUUGGCCAAACAUGUAAAGACACACCAGAAUAAGAAAAGCAAAAGUCAUGAAAAGACUUCUGAUUCUGUGAAAAGAGAGGACAUGAGAGCUGUGUAGUUUACUCAGAUGAACAUAGAUUAGUGCAAUAUACAUACCUUGAUCAAGUUCAGGAUAAUAAUGAAGUGAAACUAAGCUGGAAAGUUUUUUUUCUAUUUUUCAAGAAGUUAAUUCUUUUAAUAAUAAUAAUAAUAAUAAUAAUAAUAAUAAAAGGUUAAAAAUACCAGCAGCCUUUUUUGGACUUGUAAAUAUAAUUUUCCAGUCAUUCUUAGUUCCUAAAGAACCCUGGAAAAUGUUUCAUAUCCCUGAGCGACCCCCAAAAAUAUGAACAAGUUUUAACUUGUGUUAAGAUCUUUGUCUUCGGUGGAAGAUUUCUUUAUCCUGUAUAUAUAUUGAUAGCUUUUGUUGUAUGAAAGUGUCAGUUUUUCGCUCCUUGUGGGGUGUUUUAGCAUGCUAUUGAAAACCAUCUGUUAAACAAAAUUAAUAAUGUGUGAAAAUAAAGAAUAUGUCUUGUACAUCCCAUUUAAACAUGAAGCGUUGAGGUGACAUUAUAAAAAAAUGAAUCGUUUUUUUUUAAUUUAUUUUAUUAAAGGAAAAUCGCAAGUUCAAUGCAAGUUAGAUGUCAAAGUUUGAAUUUGAGUAUGUUUUAUAGUGUGUGAGUGUGUAUGAAACACUUACAGGAAUAUUCCGGGAUCAAUACAAGUUAAACAUAAUCA